CUUGGCACACACCCCCACAUACACAGUCUGUAGUUCAUGACAACAUGGCGCUAGCCUACAACAGUCCCUCUGAUCCCGGGUGAGGUGUUUCCACAGCAACGAGUCCACGCGCACCAACUUUAGAGCAGAGACGCCGAGGUUAGCGCUUGAUGGCAUACUAAAAACUCUUCAAAUGAUUACUUCUGUAUUUUAUUAAACAUUUAUGCAAAAUAAAUCUAUUGACUAAAACGGUGGCAGGAAGAAACGCUGAAGGAGGUUCAUAUAUAACACUUUGAAAGCAUUAUCUCACUAUGGCUGAGCCAGAGACACCUCACACAGAGCUCUCCUCUUCUAGCGAAUCAAAGCACUCCAGCACAGGGAAGAGACCUUCUCUACCGGCCUCAGACAAGUCCGUACUGGAGGGUUCAGACUCACAGCCCGCAGUGGGGGAUCUUAACAAGGAGACUAUUUUAGCAGAGGAAGAGGAUGCACACACCAAAGGCCUGAGGGAGCUAUUAAAAAGGCGAGUGGCCUUGACAGGAGUAUCAGUGGCUUCCUGGACAGACGAAAAUAAUGGAGCCUUGGACAAGUUCAUCGCAGAUGCUACAAUCAAGCUUCUCAUUAUCUUCCUCGACCCUUUCUCUGGCCUAUGUGUGCAGUACACCAUGCCAAGCCAGGUGGUGGAGCAGCUGGCCUACUUCAUACGCAAGCAGGACACUAUGAUUAUGGAGGAGACUUUUGAGAGCUGCGUGCAGUUCGGCACAGUGCGGGGAGGGGGUAUAGAGAGCCUGCUGAGGCUAAUGAACGGGAUUCAUGCACCACUGGUCACUCACAGUACGGACUGGCCAGAGACCAUCAUGAACAAUUAUUUACCUCACAUGCACCGCUUCAUUACCUACCUCACAGAUGCAAGGUUUAGGCUUGGGAGGAAAACACUGCUUUAUAUCCCUCUGGAAGCCCUACAGCACAGCCCAGAGGUGGCUGCCAGAGACAAAGAGCUGGUGAAGAGGCUGGAGGUGGUGGUGAUCCAUUGGACACGGCAGAUAAAGGAGGUGCUGAACGUACAGGCGGCAGUAGAUGCAGGAGACAGCUCUGGUCUUCUGGAUGAAAUCACUUUCUGGAUGAACCGCUGUGAUGAUCUAUCUGGCAUCAGCGAGCAGCUCCAGAAACCAGGAGUCUGUCAUAUUCAAGCCAUACUGCAGCUCUCUAUGUCCUUUUAUGUGAAGCCAUUCUGCAAUCUAGCCAAAGAAAUUCAGGAUGGCUUUCUACAGGCCCAGUCUAACUUGACUUUCCUCUGCCUACUGAGGGAGCCAUGCGAGGAACUUUCCCAGCUCAAACCUCGCCAGAUAGCACACAAACUUGGUCAUGUCCUCAAUCUUAUCCGUUUCAUCUGGGUGAACUCUCCCCACUACAACAUCCCUGCGAGGAUCACUGUGCUCUUAAUGAAGAUGAAUAAUGAGAUCAUCCGGUGGUGCAGCAAAGAAAUCUCACUCAAAAGGAUCUUUCAGGGCUAUGUAACUUCCAGCAAAGAGACCCUCAACGACUGUAUUUACUGCUGUCUCUCCUGGCAGAAGCGCUACCAACUUACCGCUCAGCUCCAUGACAUGCAUUCUCAAGAAGGCUGGGAGCUCAGUCAGAGCAGGAUAUUUUCUUCGUUGGACGGCUUCGUGCAGAGAUGUACACAGCUGCUUGAGGUGUGUGACUGUCAGCGGCAGUUUGCUCGUCGUGACGAGGGUGUACAGUUGCCACUACCAUGCAUUGCAGGACAUCAGGGGCCGGAGAUCACCAGGAAGCUGCUGAAGAUUGAAGCCAUGUUUGACAAGACUCUGCAGAACCUGUACUAUGAGUGUGAGGGCAUUUUUGAGCUGAAAAAUACCACCUGGCAUAAUUCCUGCAACAGAUUUCGGUCAGCAGUGAAGGAACUGGAGCUGAUGAUGCAGAACUUGAUCAACACCGCUUUUAUGACGGUCAGAACAGUGGACAAUGGAAUUCAACUUCUCGACCUCUUCCAUCAGUUUUCUGCACGAGAGGCCAUCAGGGGGACUUUAGACAGACAGUCGAAAGUGUACAGCCUGUUCACUAAGGAUCUGGAUCUAAUGAAAACAAAGCUGGGCCAAAAGGAAGUCUGCACUCCUGCACAUAUGCCUCAGUAUGCUGGCCAGGCUCACUGGGUCCGAGCCAUGCACCGCCGUAUAGACAGACAAAUGGAGGUCCUGCAGCAUGCCUGUUUCAUGCCACAGAAUGAUACUGGGCAGGACGUGCAUGAGGCUUAUAGGCAGCCGGCACACACAAUGGAUGAACGGAUCAGGAAGCUGUUUAGUGACUGGAGCCAGAGUCUGGAUCACCAUAUGCUCAAGGGACUUGACCAGCCUCUUAUGAUCCGCUGUAAGGGAAAAACAGUCAUGCUGGACAUCAACUUCAACAAGAGCAUACUGAAGAUGUUUAAUGAGAUUCAUUACUGGGAGAGGCUGAAGUUUGAGGUCCCACACUUUGUAGCUGAGAUCCGUCAGCGCAGAGAGGACCUGCGUACCUUGAGGGAGAAUGUCCUACUGCUGGUUAAAGACUACAAUAGGAUCAUUGCAGCCCUUUCUCCUGACACACUGGGAUUAUUUCAGGAGCGUAUCCAUUUCUUAGAUAAGAAGAUACAACCAGGUCUGUCCAAAUUGCUGUGGUCCUCUAAGGGAGCAACCAGCCUCUUCAUCAAUGACUGCAGACUGCAUGCCAGCAAGGUACAGUUACUAGUAGAUGAGUAUAAGGCUGCACACUUGGCCAUCUCUCAGCGCUGUAGUGAGAUAAGUGAGGUGUUGCUGGUGCAUGUGGAUGGCAAGACGGUAUACAAAGAUCUGGAGUUUGAGCAGGUCCAACAGGGACAUCAGCAGAGUCAACUGCGCCGACUCAAAACUGCACACCAAGAUAUCAUCGACAUCAUGAGCAGAAUCUACGAGAUCUUUCACAACGACGGGCCAAAGGUGCAGCAACACUGGGUGACAUACACUGAGAAGAUGGAUUGUAUGGUAGAGGACGCUUUGCGUCUGAAUGUUAAGUGCUCCUUACAGGCUCUUUCUAAAGCAAUCAAUGGAGACAGCAAGACUUCCCCUAACCCCCUAUUCAGAGUACAGGUGGUUUUGAGACAAGACACAUCUGGGUCUACUGCUCAGGUGGACUUUUCCCCAACUCUGCACAAGCUGGCUCAGAUAGUAAACAGCAUCAGCUCUCAGCUCUUCAACGCCGUCUCAGGCUUCAAGCGGCUGCCUGAACUCUUCACACGUGUUCGCUCCCAGAGAAAACCUGUCCACAGCAUAACCGAGCAGGACGAAGAGAUCUGUAAGAUUCAGUCCGCAAUAGCUGCAGGUAUGACGGCUAAUGCCACUCACCUGCAGGCCUACCUGAAGACCUGGGACAAGCAUCGCGAGAUCUGGGAGAUUAAGAAAGACCCCUUCAUUCGUCGAUACGAGCGCCUUAACCCUCCUGUGUCAACUUUCGAUGCCGACAUAGCUCGGUACACAGAGGUGGCGAAUAAUGUGCAGAAGGAGGAAACAGUGCUGAAUGUGCAGUUUGUGUUGCUGGACUGCUCCCCACUGAAGUUCUCUCUGGUGCAGCACUGUAAUGAGUGGCAGAACAAAUUUACCCAGCUACUCAGCCUCAUGGCUAGCACCAGACUCAAAGAGCUGCACUGCUACCUGCACGACAGUGCACAAAGGCUCUCUCAGACUCCUCAGACUCUGGAUGAGCUGGUUGAGAGCCUGAAGCUGCUGGAGACUCUGCAAGGGGAUGUGAGUAAGACAGAGAGCCAGAUUGCUCCCAUCCAAGAACAGUUUGCCAUCCUGGAGAAAUAUGAGGUCACAGUGGAACGUGAAAUUCAGGAGAUGUUGGAGGCUCUGAAUGGCAAGUGGGAGUGGUUCCAGCAGGUGUUGAUUGACAGCAGUGUCACGUUAAAAAAACACAAGGAAAAGUUCAAGAGCGGUCUCAUCUUUUCUGCCGAAGAGUUCAACAAGAAAGCACAGUCUGUCAUGCAGGACUUUAAUAUCACAGGUCCAUUCGGCAGUAAUGUAAGCUCAGGAGAGGCCCUUGAGUAUAUCUCAUUGCUAAAAGCCCAGCUGGAGUCUCUGAAGGAAGAAGAAAACACAAUAUGCCAUGGCCUUGGUGUCUUCAUGAUUGAUCAACCAGUUUCCACAGACAUACUGAGGCUGGAGAAGGAUCUAGAUGACCUGCAGCAGGUGUGGGAGAUCACUCAGCAAUGGGAAACUCAUUGGAAUGAAUGGAAAUCUGGGCAGUUUGCCACUCUACAGACAGAAAGCAUGGAAAUCACAGCGCAAACAAUUUUUAAGAAACUCCACAAGCUUAGCAGAGACCUUAAGGAUAAACAAUGGGACAUAGUAGAUUUCUCCAAGAACAGGAUCGAGCAAUUCAAAAGAACCAUUCCGCUGAUAUUAGACCUGAAAAAUCCAGCCAUGAGAAAGAGGCACUGGAGUCAGAUUAAACAUGAAGUACAGCGCUCCUUUGACCAAAGCAGUGCAGAGUUCACGCUGGAAGAGAUUGUGGUGCUGGGUCUGGAUCAUUAUGCUGAGCGCAUCUGCGAGAUCUCUGGAGCUGCCAGCAAAGAGCUUUCCAUAGAACAGUCACUGAAGGGAAUCGCUAAGACCUGGGAGGAGAUCUCCCUUGACAUCGCUCCCUACAAAGACAAAGGUCACCAUAGACUAAGAGGUACAGAGGAAGUAUUCCAGGCUCUGGAGGAUAACCAGGUGACUUUGUCCACAAUGAAAGCCUCACGCUUUGUCAGGGCUUUUGAGAAAGAGGUGGACCACUGGGAGCGCUGUCUGUCUCUCAUACUGGAGGUCAUAGAGAUGAUACUUACCGUCCAGAGACAGUGGAUGUACCUGGAGAACAUCUUUUUGGGAGAGGACAUUCGUAAGCAGCUGCCACAUGAGUCCGCUGAGUUCGAUGAUAUCAACUCCAGCUGGAAGACCAUCAUGGACCGACUAAACCAAGACAAGAAUGCUCUGAGAGGCACACAGCACCCAGGUUUGCCUGAGAAGCUAUCUGAAAUAAACACUAAGCUUGAGGAAAUCCAAAAGUCUUUAGACAUGUAUCUGGAGACCAAGAGACAGAUCUUUCCACGAUUCUACUUCUUGUCCAACGAUGACCUGCUGGAGAUACUGGGCCAGUCACGCAACCCAGACGCAGUGCAGCCCCACCUCAAAAAAUGCUUCGACAAUAUCAAGAGCCUGCGCAUCAACAAGAUCGGACCCGGCAGUAUGAAGUCUGAAGCUGCUGGGAUGUUCUCUGCUGAUGGAGAGUUUGUGGAGUUCACUCAUCCUGUUCUUCUAGAAGGGCCAGUAGAAGUGUGGUUGUGUGAUAUUGAGCGCGCCAUGCGCUGGACUCUGAAGGAUAGUUUGAAGAAUUGCUGCCUGGCUCUCAAAAAGAUGAUUGGAAAAAGAGACAAGUGGGUUAAAGAUUGGCCUGGACAAAUGCUGAUAACAGCCAGCCAGAUCCAGUGGACCACAGAUGUCACCAAAUCUCUUAUUGCAGGCAAAGAGAGGGCUGACAAAUCAGCACUAAAAUCCAUGAAGAAGAAACAGGUGUCCAUGCUGCACCGCUACUCCGAGUCCAUAAGAGGAAACCUCUCAAAAGUCAUGCGUCUCAAGAUUGUGGCCUUGGUUACAGUAGAAGUUCAUGCCCGUGAUGUCAUUGAUAAAUUGGCUAAAACGGGCUGCUGCGAUAUGAACGCUUUCGACUGGCUUUGUCAGCUCCGUCUCUACUGGGAUAAGGAUGUGGAUGACUGUAUUAUCAGACAGACCAAUACACACUUCCAGUACUGUUAUGAGUACCUGGGCAAUUCAGGCCGAUUAGUCAUCACCCCUCUCACUGACAGGUGUUAUAUGACACUGACCACAGCCUUACAUCUGCACCGUGGUGGCUCUCCCAAAGGUCCUGCAGGCACAGGCAAGACCGAGACAGUGAAAGACCUGGGCAAAGCUCUGGGCAUGUAUGUCAUUGUGAUCAACUGUUCUGACGGUCUGGACUUCAAAUCCAUGGGGCGCAUGUAUUCUGGUCUUGCUCAGAUAGGGGCAUGGGGUUGUUUUGAUGAGUUUAACCGCAUUAACAUCGAGGUGCUGUCAGUAGUGGCUCAGCAGAUCCUGUCCAUCCUCUCAGCGCUGUCUGCAGGAGCCACGAACUUCAUCUUCGAGGGCAGGGAGAUCCGCUUGGUCUCGUCUUGUGGCAUUUUCAUCACUAUGAAUCCUGGUUAUGCUGGUCGUACUGAAUUGCCUGAUAAUCUGAAGUCCAUGUUUAGGCCAGUCUCUAUGGUGGUGCCUGACUCAACCCUGAUUGCAGAGAUCACUCUGUUUGCAGAAGGCUUCAACAACUGCAAGGUGUUAGCUAAGAAAGUGUUCACACUCUACAGUCUGGCGGUGCAGCAGCUGUCUAAGCAGGAUCACUAUGAUUUUGGCCUGCGUGCGCUCACCUCUCUGCUCCGCUACGCUGGAAAGAAGCGCAGAGCCUGUCCCGAUGUUGCAGAUGAAGAGAUCCUGCUCAUGUCUAUGAAGGACAUGAACAUUGCUAAACUAACCUCGGUUGACGUCCCACUGUUUAACGGGAUUAUCCAAGACCUGUUUCCGGCUGUGGAGACACCCACCAUCGACUAUGGCAAGCUGAGAGAAACUAUAGAAGCAGAGCUUCGGCAACACGGUCUGCAGGUCACUCCCUUCACCCUGAACAAAGUCAUUCAGCUGUACGAAACCAUGAACUCACGCCACUCCUCCAUGAUCGUAGGCAAGACAGGCAGUGGCAAAACCGUCACCUGGAGGAUCUUACAGAAUACCCUGAACACCAUGCAUCGCAGAGGCGAACCUGGCUUCAACCUCGUCCGUGUGUAUCCUCUGAACCCCAAAGCAGUGAGUCUUGGAGAGCUCUAUGGUGAAUAUGACCUCUCCACCAAUGAGUGGACCGACGGCGUUCUGUCCUCUCUUAUGAGAGCUGCAUGUGCAGAUGAGAAGCCGGAUGAGAAAUGGAUUGUGUUUGACGGUCCAGUGGAUACUUUAUGGAUUGAAAGCAUGAACUCGGUGAUGGACGACAAUAAAGUCCUCACGCUUAUUAAUGGAGAGAGAAUUUCCAUGCCUGAACAGGUGUCCCUGUUGUUUGAGGUGGAGGAUCUGGCGAUGGCAUCUCCAGCAACAGUGUCCCGCUGCGGAAUGGUGUAUAAUGAUUACUCAGACCUUGGAUGGCAGCCCUAUGUUCAGUCUUGGAUUGACAAGCGGCAGAAGGGAGAGGUAGAUCAUCUGAAGCGCCUGUUUGACAGAUACAUAGAAAAGACCAUAAGCUUCAGGAAGGCUCACUGUAAGGAGCUGGUCCCGAUCACAGAGCUGAAUGGAGUCGUCUCUCUCUGCAGACUCUACGACUCCUUGGCCAGUCCUGAAAACGGGCUGAACCCAGAUGACACCGAGAACUACGGACGCAUGAUAGAGCUCUGGUUCAUCUUCAGCUUGAUCUGGUCUGUUUGUGCAUCCGUGGACGAGGACGGACGUAAGAAGAUGGACAACUUCCUACGAGAGAUGGAGGGCACCUUUCCUAACAAGGACACCAUCUAUGAAUACUAUGUUGACACUAAGAACAAAACCUGGUCAUCAUUUGACGACAAGCUGCCCAAAGGCUGGCGUUAUAACUCCAAUGCUCCAUUCUAUAAGGUCAUGGUUCCUACUGUGGACACAGUGCGGUAUAAUUUCCUAGUGAAUGCUCUCAUUUGUGGCCAGAACCCAGUGUUGCUGACAGGUCCUGUGGGAACAGGGAAGACCUCAGUGGCCCAGAGUGUUCUACAAGGCCUGGAUCCGUCUAAAUGGACCAUGCUUACAAUCAAUAUGUCCUCUCAGACCACCUCAAACAACGUGCAAGCAAUCAUAGAGUCUCGAGUGGAGAAACGCACAAAAGGUGUGUAUGUACCUAUUGGAGGGAAGAAGAUGGUCGCCUUCCUGGAUGACAUAAACAUGCCAGCAGUGGACGACUUUGGUUCUCAGCCCCCUCUGGAGCUACUUCGGCUUUGGAUUGACUAUGGCUUCUGGUACGACCGACAGAAACAGACGCAAAAGUGUGUCAAGGAUAUGUUCCUGCUUUCCUCCAUGGGGCCUCCUGGUGGAGGGAGGACUCGCAUAUCAGGCCGCCUGCAGAGUCGCUUCAAUCUCAUCAACAUGACAUUCCCGGCUGAGUCUCAGAUCAAGCGUAUCUAUGGAACAAUGAUAAACCAGAAGUUGCAGGAGUUUGAGGAAGAGGUUAAGCCCAUAGGAAAUGUUCUGACUCAGGCUACGCUGGAGUUGUACUAUGCUAUAUCUGCCCGCUUCUUACCCACUCCUGCUAAAAUACAUUACCUCUUUAACCUCAGAGACAUAUCCAAGGUCUUCCAAGGUCUUCUACGAUCUCAUAAAGACUUUCAUGACACCAAGCAGAGCAUCACACGCCUUUGGAUACAUGAGUGCUUUAGAGUGUUUUCAGAUCGGCUGGUGGAUCAAGCAGAUAUGGAGGCAUUUGUUGGGCUUUUGACUGAGAAACUGGGCUCCUUGUUUGAUCUCACUUACCACAACCUCUGUCCCAACAAACAACCACCUAUAUUUGGGGAUUUCCUGAAGGAACCGCGUGUGUAUGAAGAUUUGGUGGAUUUUAAAUCUCUGAAAAGAUUUCUAGAGUCUCAACUGGAGGACUACAACCUCACACCUGGAGUUGUCCCAAUGAGUCUGGUGCUCUUUAGAGAUGCUAUUGAACAUGUGACACGGGUGAUGCGUGUGAUUAGUCAGCCGAGAGGAAAUAUGCUUUUGGUGGGGGUUGGAGGAUCUGGUAGGCAGAGCCUUACCAAACUGGCCACUUAUAUCUGUGACUACCUGUUGUUUCAAGUGGAGGUCACCAAGCAGUACCGCAAGCCGGAGUUCAGAGAGGACAUUAAGAAGCUGUACAGGCUGACCGGAGUGGACAACAAGCCCAGUGUUUUCCUGUUUAAUGACACUCAGAUCGUGGACGAGUCGUUUCUAGAGGACAUCAACAACAUCCUCAGUUCUGGAGAAGUGCCCAACCUGUACAAGCCAGAUGAAUUUGAGGAGAUCCUGAGUGCUCUUACCGAGUCUGCAAGGAAGGACAACGUGUCCGAGACGCCAGACUCCAUGUUUAACUACCUGAUAGAGCGUGUGAGAAACAACCUCCACAUAGUGCUGUGCAUGAGUCCUGUAGGAGACCCUUUCAGGAAUCGUAUUCGUCAAUACCCAGCGUUAGUGAACUGCACUACUAUAGACUGGUUCUCUGAGUGGCCACAAGAUGCUUUACUAGAAGUAGCUGAGAGAUAUUUGCAUGGGCUCACCUUGGGGAAUGAGGAAGGGACCCAGACCAAAGUGGCUUGUAUCUUUGUGACUAUGCACCAGUCAGUAGUGCAGUUUUCUCAGAGGAUGAAGCUGGAGCUCAAGAGGCACAACUAUGUCACACCCACCAACUACCUUGAACUUGUGACUGGAUAUAAGAAGUUGUUGGCUGAGAAGCGCGGCGAGCUUGGUGAGCAGGUGUCUAAACUGAGGAACGGUUUGUUUAAGAUUGAUGAGACUCGCAGUAAAGUGGAGGCCAUGUCAGUGGAACUGGAAGACUCCAAGAAGAAAGUGGCCGAGUUCCAGAAGCAGUGCGAGGAGUACCUGGUCAUCAUUGUACAACAGAAGAGAGAAGCAGAUGAACAGCAGAAGGCUGUAAGUGCUCACAGUGAGAAGAUUGCCGCAGAAGAGAUAAAGUGCAAGGCGAUGGCCGAUAAUGCUCAGCGAGAUCUUGACGAAGCCCUGCCUGCUCUAGAGGAGGCCAUGAAGGCCCUGGAGUCCCUGAAUAAGAAGGAUAUGACCGAGAUCAAGUCUUACGGUCGGCCCCCGGCACUGGUAGAGACUGUGAUGCAGGCAGUCAUGAUUUUGAGAGGAUGUGAACCCACCUGGGCUGAAGCUAAGAGACAGCUUGGUGAAGCCAGUUUCAUUAAACAGCUGGUGCACUUUGAUAAAGAUAACAUAUCAGACCGCGUGCUGAAGAAGAUUGGCCAGUACUGCACACAGCCUGACUUCCAACCUGAUAUCAUUGGCAGAGUCUCGCUGGCAGCCAAGUCUCUCUGCAUGUGGGUCAGAGCCAUGGAUGUAUAUGGCCGUAUCUACCGGGUGGUGGAGCCGAAGCGCGCUAGGCUGCAUGGAGCCAUGACUCAGUUGGCAGAGAAACAGACCUCGCUGGCCGAAGCCCAGACCAAACUCCGAGAGGUGGGAGAGAAACUGGACCAGUUACAGACACAGUAUAGUGAGAAGCUGAGUCAAAAGGAAGAUUUGAGGAAAAAGUCAGAAGACAUGGAGCUUAAACUGGACCGAGCUGGCAAACUGGUGUCUGGACUGGCUGGAGAGAGAGUACGCUGGGAAAAGACUGUAGAGGAUCUGGAGAUGGACAUGGGUUAUCUAGUGGGAGACUGUCUACUGGCUGCUGCGUUUCUCUCAUACAUGGGUCCUUUUCUGUCCAACUACAGAGACGAGCUGCUCACCAGGAUCUGGAUAAAACAGUUCAAGGAGUUGGAGGUUCCAUGCUCUCCAGGAUUCAGCUUUGCUGUUUUCCUCUCCAAAGCGACAGCCGUGCGUGACUGGAACAUCCAGGGUCUUCCCUCCGAUGCUUUCUCCACUGAGAAUGGAGUUAUCGUCACCCGCGGCAACCGAUGGCCAUUAAUGGUGGACCCUCAAGGACAAGCGCUGAAGUGGAUUAAGAACAUGGAGUCUAAAAGAAGCUUAAAGGUGAUAGACCUGCAGAUGCCAGAUUUCUUGCGUGUUUUGGAGAACGCAGUGCAGUUUGGCUCCCCAGUUCUUCUGCAGAAUGUACAGGAGGAUCUGGAUCCCUCACUGGCACCCAUACUUAACAAAUCUCUCAGCCAUGUUGGUGGGAGGCUCUUGAUGAAGCUGGGAGAUAAAGAGGUCGAGUAUAACCCAGAGUUCCGUUUCUACAUCACCACUAAAUUGUCCAAUCCACACUAUACCCCCGAGAUUUCCAGCAAAACCACCAUUGUUAACUUCGCUGUGAAGGAACAGGGUCUGGAGGCUCAGCUGUUGGGUAUAGUGGUGCGUAAGGAGCGUCCUGAGCUAGAGGAACAGAAAGACUCUUUGGUAAUCAACAUUGCCUCAGGCAAGAGGAAACUACAGGAGCUAGAGGAUGAGAUUCUUCGCUUGUUGAAUGAAGCAACUGGCUCUCUGCUGGAUGAUGUGCAGCUGGUGAACACUCUGCAGACCUCCAAAGUCACAGCCACAGAGGUGUCAGAACAACUGCAGACCAGCGAGCAGACGGAGAUCAAAAUCGAUACUGCCAGAGAGGCUUAUCGCCCCUGUGCCCAGCGCGCUUCCAUCUUGUUCUUUGUGCUGAACGAUAUGAGCCAUAUAGACCCCAUGUACCAGUUCUCUCUGGAUGCCUACAUCGACCUGUUCAACCUGAGCAUCGAAAAGAGCCUUCGCAGCCACAAACUGGACGAGAGGAUCGCCAAGCUCAAUGACUACCACACCUACGCAGUUUACAGGUACACUUGUCGGGGUCUGUUUGAGUGUCACAAGCUCCUGUUCAGCUUCCACAUGUGUGCAAAGAUCCUGGAGGUGGCCGGCAAGCUCAACAUGGACGAGUACAGUUUCUUCCUCAGAGGAGGGCUGGUCCUGGAUAAGGAAGGCCAGAUGGAUAACCCAUGCUCAAGUUGGCUGGCUGACUCUAAUUGGGACAACAUUACUGAGCUGGACAAGCUAGCUAAUUUCCAUGGGCUUAUGGCCUCGUUUGAGCAGUACCCACGAGACUGGAACCUGUGGUACACCAGCUCAGAGCCAGAAAACGCCCCUCUACCUGGGGAGUGGGAGAACGGGUGCAACGAGUUGCAGAGGAUGCUGAUAGUGCGUUCUCUAAGACAGGACCGCGUCUCAUUCUGCGUGACUUCUUUCAUCAUCAACAACCUGGGCUCCCGCUUUGUAGAGCCGCCAGUCCUGGACAUGCAGGCUGUGGUAGAGGAUUCCACCACUAAGGCACCACUGAUCUUUGUGCUGUCCCCUGGUGUGGAUCCCACUGCUGCCCUGGUGCAGCUGGCAGAAAAGUCGGGCAUGGGCCACCACUUCUAUGCCCUCUCUCUGGGACAGGGACAGGCACCAAUCGCCACACGCAUGAUUAAAGAGGGAGUUAAGAACGGUCACUGGGUGUUCUUGGCAAAUUGCCACCUGUCCCUGUCAUGGAUGCCUCAGCUGGAUAAGCUGGUGGAGCAGCUACAGGUUGAAGAUCCUCACCCAGACUUCAGGCUGUGGCUCAGCUCCUCCCCUCACCCAGACUUCCCCAUCUCUAUACUUCAGGCCGGCAUCAAAAUGACUACUGAGCCACCUAAGGGAGUGAAGUCGAAUAUGAAACGGCUGUACCGGCUGGUGACAGAGUCUCAGUUUUCACGCUGCACGCAGCCCAUCAUCUACCGCAAGUUGCUCUUUGCCCUCUGUUUCUUCCACAGCAUCCUGCUGGAGCGCAAGAAGUUUCUCCAGCUCGGCUGGAAUAUUGUCUACAGCUUCAACGACUCUGACUUUGAGGUGAGUGAGAACUUAAUGAGUCUGUAUUUGGAUGAGUAUGAGGAAAUCCCCUGGGAUGCUCUGAAGUACCUCAUCGCCGGCAUCAACUACGGAGGUCACGUUACGGACGACUGGGACCGUCGUCUCCUCACCACAUACAUCAGUGAUUACUUCUGUGAAGGCACUGUCAACACUCCUUUCUUCAAACUGUCCUCCUUGCCUAGUUAUUAUAUUCCUCGUGAUGGGCCUCAGGCUGUGUAUCAGGAGUAUAUCAACCUGCUCCCGGCAGUGGAACAUCCAGAGACAUUUGGCCAGCACCCAAACGCAGACAUCGCCAGCCAGAUCUCUGAAACACGCACACUCUUUGACACACUCAUCUCACUCCAGCCUCAGGUCACCAGCACGGCAGCCACUGGAGCAGGACCCAGUCGUGAAGACAAGGUAUUAGAACUCUCAGCUGAUGUGCGUCAGAAGAUCCCAGCAGAUGUGGACUAUGAAGGGACAAGGAAACUGUUGCAGGAUGAUCCCUCGCCCAUUAAUGUCGUGCUGCUGCAGGAGAUCCAGAGAUACAACACUCUGCUGCACACCAUCAGGACAUCUCUUACAGAGUUGGAGAAAGGCAUUAAAGGUCUGGUUGUGAUGUCCAGUAGUCUGGAAGAGACAUUUCAGUGUAUUCAUGAUGCCCGUGUUCCUCCCCUCUGGGAGAAGGCAUACCCAUCUCUGAAACCCUUGGCAUCGUGGACAAGAGACCUGUGCCAGCGGGUGGAGCAGUUUGCACGCUGGGCGGAGACAGCACGUCCUCCCGUUCUCUUCUGGCUCUCAGGCUUCACCUUCCCCACAGGCUUUCUCACAGCAGUACUGCAGUCCUCAGCACGGCAGAACAACGUAUCUGUGGACACACUUUCUUGGGAGUUCACUGUUUCUACAGUAGAUGACAACAACCUGCUCUUCCCUCCCAAGGACGGUGUAUUUAUUCGAGGUCUGUAUCUAGAGGGAGCUGGCUGGGAUAAGAAGAACUCGUGUCUGGUGGAGGCAGAGCCCAUGCAGCUGGUCUGCCCCAUGCCGACCACUCAUUUCAGACCUGUGGAGAACCGCAAGAAAACCGCCAAGGGUAUGUACACUUGUCCCUGUUACUACUACCCUGUGCGUUCAGGAGGAGCUGGACGGGCUUCGUUUGUGGUGGCAGUGGACCUCAGAUCAGGAGCUGUGCCUUAUGAUCACUGGAUCAAGAGAGGAACGGCAUUACUGAUGAGUUUGGACACCUAGGCGGGCAACACACACACACACACACACACACACGCACACACAGUUAUCUCAAGUUCAUAGAUCCUAAAACACACUUCUUUCAUGGGUAUUAGUUUGAUACCUUUAUUUAAGCUAAUCUUUAUAUUUGUGUAUGCCCCCCCCCCAUGUUAUUUUCUAGUUCUAGUCUACGUUUAAUAGUCUAUGUAUGAAAUCUGAAGUGUCUUCCUGAAAAUUAAAACUUGAAUUCACUCCGAGAA
Ictalurus punctatus (channel catfish) is the source of this 14026-nucleotide messenger RNA. It is a transcript of the gene dnah2, whose product is annotated as dynein, axonemal, heavy chain 2. The coding region runs from base 291 to 13790 and encodes 4499 amino acids. Gene Ontology annotation, molecular function: dynein light intermediate chain binding; dynein intermediate chain binding; minus-end-directed microtubule motor activity. Lineage: Eukaryota; Metazoa; Chordata; Actinopteri; Siluriformes; Ictaluridae. Gene Ontology annotation, cellular component: dynein complex. The transcript has 89 exons. Gene Ontology annotation, biological process: microtubule-based movement. The record is from RefSeq and is a predicted model, not a curated record.